AUGAGCUACGUCGUCCGACCCUGGGCUCUGAGGGACCUCAAGGAUGUCAUGCGGCUGAUUCGGGAAGCGGCGACAUUUCACAAGGCUUUGGAUCAGGUCAAAACUACCCCCGAAGCGCUGAGGGAAGACGGCUUCGGGACGGACCCCAAGUUUGGCUGCCUGGUAGCCGAAGUUCCCCCUGACCAGAGGAGCAAAGACGGGCACACCAUCGUCGGGUACCAGUUCCAUUACUUCAGAUACUGCACCUGGGCAGGGCGGAUCAUUUUUGGGGAGGAUCUGUACGUCAUGCCGGAGUUUAGAGGCAAAGGAAUUGGCACCAGUUUACUGAGCCAAGUGGCCAAGCUCAUGCUUGACCACGGCGGCAAACAGUUCAGAUUCAUGUCGGCCAACUGGAACCAUCCGGCCACGGCGCUGUACAAGAAAUUGGGGGCUGUGGAUGUGACGGCGAGCGACAACUGGGUCAUCUGGCACAUCGAGGGGCAGGCCGUGCAGGAGAUGGCACAGCGGGCGACACAAUAA
Messenger RNA from Gopherus flavomarginatus (Mexican gopher tortoise), 519 nucleotides. RefSeq names its product thialysine N-epsilon-acetyltransferase-like. The transcript is spliced from 6 exons. NCBI's taxonomy places the organism in Eukaryota, Metazoa, Chordata, Testudines, Testudinidae. Bases 1 to 519 code for a protein of 172 amino acids. Gene Ontology annotation, molecular function: N-acetyltransferase activity. The record is from RefSeq and is a predicted model, not a curated record.